AUUUACAAUGGUUUCUCUCGCUCUGGAUACAUCAUCGCGUUGAGAUGAUCUGUAGAAAGAGUGCAAGUUCUUUUCUGACAGUUUAUUUUUCAUUAUUCUAAGGCAGUCCUCAAGAAAGAGUUCUAGCCCGUCUUUUCAAUAAUUUAGCGUGUUUGCGGAGAAAUGGAGCAUGUGAAUUCAACUUCAAGCAGGAAUGAGGAAUCGAGUUCUACCGAUCUGCAGGCGACGUUUGACAUCGAAAGGAAAUCUUGUGAUGUGCGACUCUCCUCCCAGUCGAUAACGUGGUGGGAGGCAUCCUCCACCCUUGGAAUGCAUCACCAACUCCACAACCACCAAUGCAUCCAGCUGAAUCGCAUCGUUGGGGUUCGUCUGAAGGGACCAGAGAAGCCUUCUUCACCUGAUGGAAACCACAUGAUGACCCUGUCUCAAAUGGGUCAACUCUUUCAGGUCUUUACACCAUCAACCCAUCACCCUUUAUUCAGCUUUACAGUGUAUGUUGGUAGGAACAGUCGACAAACGAAGUGGAAAGUCCAAGCUGUCACAUUUUCUUCGCAUGAUCAAGAGCUCUGUAUGAUGUGGGUUGAUAGAAUAAAGACAGCUCUACAACAAGGUCAUGGCAGACCAAAGAGAUUACAUGUGAUAGUGAAUCCAUACGGGGGUAAAGGAAAAGGACAGUCGGUCUACGACAUUAAGGUAGCGCCUCUGUUCCACCUAGCAGAUAUUGAGACCAGUAUGACAAUCACAGAAGGCCCUGAUCAUGCAAAGUCACUCAUGCAGAUGAUGGACCUCACUGGAAUUGAUGGUAUUGUAUCUGUUGGUGGAGAUGGUACCUUUGCUGAUAUUGUGAAUGGAUUACUAAUAAGAACCCAGCAAGAGGAAGGUAUAGACCCUAACAACCCAGCAUCUGUACCGGUACCUCUAGGCCUCAGGGUAGGCAUUAUACCAGCAGGUUCCACAGAUGUUAUGGCCUAUGAUACCACUGGAGUGAAUGACCCUGUCACAUCUGCAAUACAGAUCAUUCUAGGUUUCUCUCUAGCAUUAGACGUGUGUUCUGUCCAUCACAACAACUCUUUGUUGAGAUACACGGUCUCAUUCAUGGGUUACGGUUUCCUCGGGGAUGUACUGAAGGAGAGUGAGAACUACAGGUGGAUGGGACCAUCGAGAUAUGAAUUUGCAGGAGUUAAGAAGUACCUGAGAAACCAUGCCUACUUGGGAGAGGUAUCCUUCUUACCCAGUAAGGAUGAAGAUAAUACACCAUGGGAUAAGAAGGGCUGCAUGAUAGGGUGUGGAGUUUGCUCAAAGAGGAAAUCACGUAACCGUCAUGAUGUCUACAAGAAAUCAGAUAUGAUAGAUUCUGGGGACUCAUCAUCCAAGUGGCGGCAUGUAAGAGGGCGCUUCACAGCUAUCAAUGCUGCCCUCGUGAGUGGACGAUGCUCCAGGACAGUGACUGGGAUGUCUCCUGCGGCCCAUCUAGGGAAUGGCUGUCUUGAUCUGGUUCUAGUUAGACAAUGUUCAAGGUUUGACUACCUCAGACACAUGCUCAAGCUAGCUUCAUCAGGCAAUCAUUUCAACUUUGACUUUGUAGAGGUGCAUCGUGCCAAGGCCUUUAAAUUCCGGUCUUUGAACACUGAUCUUGAGCUAGCCAUGGUCGCUGAGCCCUCCAACGUUGAGAACGAGCAACAGACCUUCGGCAAGGGAAGCCCCAAGAGGUUUGGCAUGUACAAGGCUGUCAGGACUGGGAGCGUCUGUAGUACCAGCUCAUGGAAUAUGGAUGGGGAGGUUGGGGAACCCCCUGAUAUUGACGUCAGGGUCCACUGUCAGUUGAUCAAGGUGUUUGCGAGAGGUCCAGAGUCACCAGAAAGUGAGGAGUUAUCGCAACAAUGUUGCUUAUGUCAAACUCACAAGUCAGAUCCAUACGAAAUCUAUUCUACUCAGGACAAUGAUGUCAUCAUAGCUGAUGAAAUGAAAUGACCAGUAAAAGUGACCGCUGUGAAUGACCGCAAUGAGAGGCCAAUGGGAGUGUACCACUAAAGUGACUAUUAAUGAGUGACCACUGUGAGUUACCACUAAGUGACCACUAGGAGUGACCAUUAAAGAAUGACCACGGAGUGUGGGAGUGAACCAGUAGAAAUGACCACCUGCUAUGCAACCCUUCCGUACCACUGGUGCUCAUUUACAGCUAUGGACAUAGAAGAGAAUCUGUGAGGUGCUACCAUGAUAGGCAGAACACAUAUUUGAAUAUCUUCAGAUGCAUGCAUCUUUUUCACAUCAUUUGAAUUUCUUUAUGAAAUAGAUAUUGCUGAUGAGAAGUUGCUGCAAAUAGAUAGAAUAGAAUAUUUGGAAGGUAUUACAAAUGUGGAAGUGAAAUUAUGAAGGAAUCGUAAAAAAGUUUUGUAGUGCAUCUUUUCAUUCACAAACUGUAUUAUUAAGUCAUUUUGUUUGUGGUGAUAUUUGCCGUUCAUUACAAAAGACAUCUUAUUCUGGUAUUAAUACAUGACAUUGUCAUCAAUACCAAAUGGCGAUCAUUGUAAUAACAAGAUUCCUGUUGAAUGGUGCCAAAUUGUCUACCUCAACUCGAAAGGCCAUCUGGUCUAGUUCCUGUUGCAAAUAUUUCUUUUGAUAAUAAUUUUUUUUUAAAUAUCAGGGUUAAAGUGUGGACUUUAGUUUUCCAUGCAUGUAUUCCAUGGGCAUCACAUAUACAAACUUUGAAUUAAAGUGUUACAGCAUGUCCUAUUAGAGCUCAAAUAUCAUAUCAAACAACACUUUUUAUAUUUUCUUAGAAUAUACAAAGCUAAGUGAAAUUAAAACCCUAUUGAAGUAUGUUUAGUGUUUAGUGUUUUCAUCAUUUUCCUUCUUUAAAGAUCCUUACAGAAAAAUACCAUAUUUAUAAAUGUAUAAAGAGCAUUUAAAAUAUCAAAUGAGGCAAGCUGAAUGAUAAAAUUUGAUGCCUCUGAGGAGUUUCAUUUUCUCUUGAAUAAUGCCUAGUGAAAAUACAGUCAAAGACUUGCAUUUUGUUGUAAAAUGAUCAUGCUUUUAGCGAUGACCAUUGCCAAGUUUACCAAUGACACACAAGAUGCCAAAUUUCUUUUGUUUUGGAAUAUUGUGCAAUAUAUUUUAUUAGAUUAAGCUGACCUCGUGAUUUGAAGUAUGAAUAGAUUCUUAACUACACAAAAUGGGAUAUUUUUUACUUCUUCUGGGUGUACUGUAAUACAAGGGAAAUCAUAUAUUAUCAUCAUCUGAUGUGUAUUGUGAGUUUAUGUAUUGCUAAUACAAUUUUGAAUAGAAUAUUAGCAUCUUUCAUAUUGUAUCAUUUCUCUUGUAGAGCAAGAACUGCAUAUCAAUUUAAUACAUUCCAUUAUAUUGAUGUAUUAUGCACUGUUUUUGGUUGAAAUUAUUUUGAAGCCGAGUAUUGUUCAAAUGAUAAUUUCAUGAAGAGUAAAUACAGCUGUAAAGCUUGCAUCCAUUUUUUGUUUGUUUUUGUAAAUCCCGUUAAAUCAUGGAAUUCUGGCGUUAUUCAUUUUACAUUUAAGUCCUGAAACUACUUGAUAAACGGUUUCUGAAAUAUAUUUAUAAAAAGAAAUAUAGAAUUAAUUUUCAGGCAAAUUAUAAUUUUUUCUGUAAAAAGUGCUACAGAUUGAAUUAGAACGAGAACGUAUUUACCGUAACUGCACCUACUCUAUCAAGCUUCAGUUGCUUUGAUUGAAGGUCACCGUAUUUAAAUACACAUGUACUGAAAUAAAUGUUUCAUUAUUAUGAUGGACUAUCUGUCCAAAAUGAUGUGAAUAUGAGAGGUGAAUCAAGAACGUGGUUCCUUGUUAUAAAACAUAUCUGUUUAAUUGUUAUCCCGACAGUUGCAUCCUUGCUCUGUCUCAGGAAUGUUUUCUCUCUGAAAUAUUUUAUUCCGCUAAAUAAUGGGUCAUUUUUUAUCAGUUAUUGACAUAGAACCCUUAUAUUAGUGAGCAUGUUCAGAAAUAAAUUAUAAAAGCUAUUACAGUUGAGUAGUGAUGCCUAAUACAAAAUGUUGACAUUUUGGUUGUAAGAAAUUUAGGUUUAUUCUGCUUGACACAUAAGUUGGAGCUUACAGGGGGGAGGGGGAACAUAGUUAUAUGGUAUAUAUGGCUGAGAAGGGGGAAUCAGGUAUUUUUGUGUAUGAUAUACAUGUACGUACAGGUACAUGAAAUGUUUUGAUAUCAAUGCA
This is a messenger RNA of Strongylocentrotus purpuratus (purple sea urchin), 4198 nucleotides long. RefSeq names its product ceramide kinase (gene cerk). Gene Ontology annotation, molecular function: kinase activity. Bases 163 to 1971 code for a protein of 602 amino acids. NCBI's taxonomy places the organism in Eukaryota, Metazoa, Echinodermata, Echinoidea, Camarodonta, Strongylocentrotidae. The record is from RefSeq and is a predicted model, not a curated record. The transcript is spliced from 13 exons.